AUGUCAGACUCCGAUUCCGAUCAGGCCGGUGUGCCUCUGAUAGAGAAUCUCUCACCCUCUCCAGAACCGCAAAAGAAGCGCAAGCGCAACGCCGAAGACGAAGCCGAAGAACCUGCCAAAACCGCAAAGAAGCCCAAGAAGAAGCGGCCCAAAAAGCCAAAGGACAUUGACGAUGAGGCUUUGGACAGCAAACUGGGCGUAAACCAUGCGAUUGGUCAUAUGGAUAGCCAAUUACUGGCCGAUCAUAUCGCGCAACGGACGAGAAGAUUUCAGCCAGAUUUGACAGAGGUUGAGGCUGAGGAUGCUCGGAUAUCUGAAAAGCACAUUCGCGAUACUACAGAAUGGACGGCACCGCGGACUACGGAUUCCCUUCCGGAAUUCCUCGAGAAAUUCGCUGCACCGCGAAGGAAGAAGCGGGGUGAAAAAGGCAGGACGCUGAGCGAUGCUCCAAAAGUGAAUGGAUCGCCGCAUACGCUCAUCAUUGCUGGCGCCGGACUGAGGGCGGCAGACCUGACGAGGGUGUUGAGAGUGUUCCAGACCAAGGAGAGCAUGGUACAGAAGCUUUUCGCCAAGCAUAUUAAACUGAAGGAGGCCAUAGUGGAGGUCAAGGGAACGCGGAUGGGAGUGGGAGUGGGCACACCGCAACGGAUAUACGACCUGUUAGAAGACGGCGCGUUGGCUUCCAAAACGCUGGAGAGGAUUGUUGUGGAUGCUUCGCACAUCGAUCAGAAGAAGCGCGGCAUUCUAGACAUGAAGGAGACGGUGGUACCACUCGCCCAACUCCUUGCCAGGCCAGAUCUCAAGGAGCGGUACGGGAGCGGAGAGGGCGAGAUCGAGCUGUUGUUCUUUUGA
This is a messenger RNA of Ramularia collo-cygni, 852 nucleotides long. RefSeq lists its product as uncharacterized. Gene Ontology annotation, cellular component: 90S preribosome; nucleus. The coding region runs from base 1 to 852 and encodes 283 amino acids. The record is from RefSeq and is a predicted model, not a curated record. Lineage: Eukaryota; Fungi; Ascomycota; Dothideomycetes; Mycosphaerellales; Mycosphaerellaceae. The transcript has 3 exons.